AUGGCAGCUAGACACCAAAAGGGUGCUACAGCUGAGCGGGGUCACGUGAGGACAUUUGAAAACCAAUCAAAAGUGGUCACCGUGGACUGGAAAGGUCGUCGUAAAGAACUUUACUGUGUUGCCUAUGCACAAAUUUUUCUGGUGAAAAGUGUAGAUGAAGCUUCACUUAUAAUAUGGAACCCACACGCGAAACGGAAAACCGGAACUCAGAAACUUGGGUGUCUGGAAGAGGACGGGAAUGGAGAUGUUUAA
Messenger RNA from Opisthorchis viverrini, 252 nucleotides. RefSeq lists its product as hypothetical. The coding region runs from base 1 to 252 and encodes 83 amino acids. The transcript is spliced from 2 exons. Lineage: Eukaryota; Metazoa; Platyhelminthes; Trematoda; Opisthorchiida; Opisthorchiidae. The record is from RefSeq and is a predicted model, not a curated record.